Molecule: messenger RNA, 2324 nt
Organism: Triticum dicoccoides
Lineage: Eukaryota; Viridiplantae; Streptophyta; Magnoliopsida; Poales; Poaceae
Exons: 15
Coding region: 147-1850 (567 amino acids)
Source: RefSeq, a predicted model, not a curated record
CAAGGCUCACUUACAGGAGGCUAGGCCCAUGGACGCGUUACCUCCCAGCUCUACUACGUAGCCCUCAAAAAAAAAAACGUAGCCGAGGUGCUUCGUGCUCCCGGACGGCGUUACUCAAAAAAAAAAAACUCCCGGACGGCGAAGGGAUGCAAGCCGAGGAAGACGCCGAGUUCGUGGGUGCGCGGGUGGAGGCCGGCCUCCGCGCCGCCCGCUUCUCCUCGCCGCCGUCGUCGGAGGAGUUCGCGGCCUCCAUCGAGCCCAAGAACGUCCCCGCCGUAUUCCGCGGCGUGCUCAAGGGGUCAGCCGCCUCCCCUCGGUGGGAUCCUCUCCAUGGUGGCCUCGACUACUUGCUGGAGAAGGUGGGGCCUGAUGUUGCGGUGGAAGCCAUGAUGUCGAGCACCGGGCACGUGUUCUAUGGGGAUCUCAGAAGUCAUGAGAGGGUUUCUAUCCCAUUCUCCACAUUCAUGCAUUCCUGCAAAUCUUACCUGGGGCAUCUGAAUGCUGCUAGUGAUUCGUCCAAAGAUAAAGGUAUUGGGGAGGAGCCAACUUGUUCAGGGGAAAUGUGCUCAGCUGGCUUGGAGAUUUCCGAGCAACUCUACUUAGCACAGGUGUCAAUCCUCAACACUGAGAACAAAGAGAGAUGCUCGUUAGAAGUUUUAAAAGAGGACAUUCAGGAGCCUAUAUUUCUGAAAGGAAAACCAUUUUCAUCAAUAAACUUCUGGAUGAGUAGGGCUCACAUGAGAUCAAGUACCCAUUAUGAUCCUCACCAUAACCUUCUCUGCGUGGUGGCUGGAUGCAAGAAAGUAACUUUGUGGUCUCCCUCCGCAUCCCCAUUUUUGUAUCCAAUGCCUGUAUACGGGGAGGCCUCCAACCAUAGCGGUGUCAGUAUUGAGGAACCAGACUAUUCAAGUUACACAAGAGCAAAAUACAUGAAGGAGUAUUCUGAAAGGGUUGUCCUAAAUUGUGGCGAUGCUCUUUUCAUACCAGAAGGAUGGUAUCACCAAGUAGACAGUGAUGAUUUGACCAUAGCAAUUAACUUUUGGUGGAAAUCAAGAAUAAUGACUGAAAUGUUAGAGCAUAUGGAUGCCUACUAUCUACGCCGAAUUUUAAGGAGAUUGGUGGAUACAGAGAUGAACAAAAUAGUGCAGAAAAAUUUCUUCAGACAUGCGAAAGAAAACAACGGUUUUCAGCCAACAGACAAAGAAUUGAGAGGCUCUGGGCAAUUCAAUUUGCACAACGAGGUUAAAAGUCAUGAUACAUCUGACAAGAAAGGUGCACGGGAUACAUCUGACAAGAAAGGCGCAGCUGAUACAUCUGGCAAGAAAGGUGCACCAUUGCAAUCUUUGGAACCCAGCACCCUACAAGCGCUUUAUGAACUCAUGUCAAUGGUUCAUGACAGUGUUGAAGCGGUUGACCAAAAUGACAUAGCAGAAUCUGCAUCUCAGGAUACAUCUUCCAGCCAAAGCAAUGAAAGAAAGAAGACUGCUGCAGAUGAUUCAUCUCUCUUGGAGAAAGACCCCGUUGCAAAAAUCAUUUUGCCAGUUGAACCACUCGAGUUGCGGAGUAUGCUACUAGCAAUGGUGCAUACUUUCCCAAGGACAUUAGAAGGUUUAGUCCUCAACAUACUUGGACCUACAGGAGCAGAGAUACUGACUAGGAAGUUUGACGAGAUGGAUCAACAAACCACAACAGAAGAACAGACUGAGUUCUACAAGACAUUCUACAGUGCAUUUGAUGACCAAUAUGCUGCAAUGGACACACUUCUCAAUAGGAAGGAACUGUUUUCUUUCCAGGUGUUCCAGAGUGUCCUUGACCAAUAUCUUAGGGUGCAUGUUGAUCGGCCUAGCUAAUGUGUCACGGACAAAUGCAUGGAUUGAGGAUAGAUCAUGGAGCUCGUGUGCAGCCUAGAGUUGCAUUGUUGAAUCGAAACUUGCUGUGGGUUCAGACUAGUGCAACAUGAGAUUCAUCAGUAGUGUCAAACUGUCAACACUGUCUAAGUGUAGUUGCCUUUGGUUGGAGCCUCCCAAGGAUCAUGUAUGAUAGCCGAUUGAAUUAUUUUGAUGUUUUAUCGUUCUGAUUUUUAAUGAUUUAGAUGUAUUAGGAGGUAGAGUACUUCGAGUGACUUGGUCUACGAAGCAUUCAGAAAAAUGUCACUCUGAAGCCAUCCUGUUUCCGCCAUCACAUUCAAAGAUAAAAGUGUAAACUGAGAGGCACGCAAGUCUGCAAGACAUUCUCUGUUCUAUGGCAGGUGCAAUAGCGGGAGGGUAUGUCCUAUGUUCUUUGUGUGCAGGUGAAGUGAUUCAUUUUACUUGUUAUGUGUAUCA